AAUACACGACCGCACGCCGGUACGAUGCUCAUUUAGAUCGAAACGGGACGGACAAGAGGAAAGGGGAGGCUUCCAGCAACACCACCGGACUGACGUUUCUGUCCCUUUGGAGUGGAUAAAGCCAGUGCGUGAUACCAGCCCUUUAUAUCAAUAUAGCGGGAGUCCCUGUCGCGAUGCUAAGUAUAUGCUCAUAAUUUUGCAAACGCCAGCCCUCUAAGUGCUUCUAGGUAAUUGAGCGUUAUUGAAGCUGGAGCGAAGUUUUAUGCUGGAACCCUUUGAAGCUCUUUGUCUUUUGCGUUGGUGACGUGGCCAUGUCCAGUUCUCCUCCAUCGCAAUUUCUUUGGAAGGGUAUCCGUUACGGUUACGCCGUUUCAACGAUGGACAUCAUCCUUGCCAUGGUGGCAAUACUGAUACUCUCAGUCCUGCUCUUCAAGGAUAAGUCCAGGGCUACUGACAAGAACAAAAUAUUAGCUCCUGGACCGAAAGGCCUUCCUAUCCUCGGGUACAUGCCAUUUAUUGGACCCACUCCCCACGUUAAAUACAAAGAACUUUCCAAGAUCUACGGACCGAUCGUAAGGGUCAAAAUGGGGUCAACAGACGUACUCGUGCUGCAUGACGUACAGUCAAUAAAGGAAGGAUUAAACAAGGACGAGGUGCUGGCUCGUCCGCCGUAUUUUCUUCUAAGAAGAAUGGGAAUGGACGGAGUCAUUACCAUGAACGGGCAACAGUGGCUGGAUAACCGUAGGUUCUGUCUGCACGUGCUCAGGGAUCUUGGAUUCGGGAGAAAGUCCAUGGAACAACACAUCACAGAGGAGGUAGCUCAGCUCUGCGACGUCCUGCAGUCUUGGGGCGGCCAGCCGAAAGCGAUUACGGACAUAAUCACGUCGAGCAUCUCGAACAACAUCACGGCGCUCGUGUUUGGAGAGCGAUUUCACUACGAUGACCCCAGGCGUCAUUUUCUGGACACGAGGUUGGUCAACUUUGCCCUCAAUGCAAGCUUUGUCUCCACCCUGGACUUUCUGCCCAUUCUGCGCAAGCUCGUCUCGUACGUACCGUCGUCGAAAAUUCGCAUCGCCGAAGAGCAACUAAAGGAUGUGCACGAUUUCAUCAGGCAAGUACGGUGUUCGGCAGUUAACGUGACCGGAUGA
Messenger RNA from Ixodes scapularis (black-legged tick), 1148 nucleotides. Its product is annotated as cytochrome P450 18a1-like. Gene Ontology annotation, molecular function: monooxygenase activity; iron ion binding; oxidoreductase activity, acting on paired donors, with incorporation or reduction of molecular oxygen. NCBI's taxonomy places the organism in Eukaryota, Metazoa, Arthropoda, Arachnida, Ixodida, Ixodidae. The coding region runs from base 312 to 1148 and encodes 278 amino acids. The transcript is spliced from 6 exons. The record is from RefSeq and is a predicted model, not a curated record.